AUGGAAAGUACUAGUGAUGACUUCUUACUUCUCCUCCUGAUCAUUCUCUGUGGAAGUUCUGCUCAGGAGCUGGAGCAGUCCGAAGAGAAGGUGAUUGAUUUGUCACACUAUGGUGCAAUGUUAUAUGGAAAUCCCAGUACGGUCAAUGGACGACGAUUGGACAGAUGGAGAAAGGCUAGUGAAAAAGGAAAUCCGGAGGAGCAAGGAGCCUAUGUUGAAGGAGACAUCCUAAUACCCAGUACACAUGUCCGGAAUGGACUAAGGAGUCAAUCAAGCUACUGGCCAAGUGGAAUUGUUCCUCUUGAAGUGAUUGGACCAUUUAGUAACAGUGACAUUCAGGUUAUUCAAGCAGCUAUCAAUUCUUAUCAUUCGUACACAUGCAUUAGCUUUGUGGAGCGUCAAGCGAGUCAUCGGGAUUAUGUGAGUAUCCAGAACACGGGAACUGGAUGCUGGUCAAGUGUAGGACGCAUCGGAGGUGGUCAGAUCGUGAACCUACAAUCUCCCGGAUGCACAGUUAAAGUGGGCACAGUAAUUCACGAAUUGAUGCAUGCCAUCGGCUUCCUGCAUGAGCAAAACCGCGAAGAUAGGAACAACUAUGUGCAGAUUCUGACAGAUAACAUCCAGUUUGGCUUCGAAGCGGAUUUCCAGCCAGCCGCUUCUGGAAGCACCAAUGACUUUGGGGUAGCCUAUGAUUACUCCAGUGUUAUGCACUACUCAAGUACAGCAUUCUCUAAGAAUGGACUGCCAACAAUUGUACCUGUGUUGCCAUUCACGGGCGAAAUGGGUCAGAGGGAGGGAUUUGCAGAGAGUGAUGUGGCUAAAAUUAGACGAAUGUACAGCUGUCCUGGUCAAGAUACUCAGCAAGGUACUGAGGAAGUGCUUGGGGAUGUGUGGGCGAUGAUAUUCAGUCCGCCUCGUGGCAAACGCCAAAUUAGAAGAAGAAUUCAUUUGAAGAAAUCACUGAAGAAGAAACAAUCAAUUGCAAUAUCUCUGUCCUCACCUACGACAAUCUCCCGUGUGAAGAGUCUUAAAAUAAAGUUGCCGUGA
Molecule: messenger RNA, 1047 nt
Organism: Phlebotomus papatasi
Lineage: Eukaryota; Metazoa; Arthropoda; Insecta; Diptera; Psychodidae
Product: hatching enzyme 1.2-like
Exons: 2
Coding region: 1-1047 (348 amino acids)
Biological process (GO): proteolysis
Molecular function (GO): zinc ion binding; metalloendopeptidase activity
Source: RefSeq, a predicted model, not a curated record